Molecule: messenger RNA, 2853 nt
Organism: Cryptomeria japonica (Japanese cedar)
Lineage: Eukaryota; Viridiplantae; Streptophyta; Pinopsida; Cupressales; Cupressaceae
Product: glutamate receptor 2.7-like
Exons: 6
Coding region: 73-2763 (896 amino acids)
Cellular component (GO): plasma membrane
Molecular function (GO): signaling receptor activity; ligand-gated monoatomic ion channel activity
Source: RefSeq, a predicted model, not a curated record
UGAUCAGCUAUAAAUUUGGUUCAGGCUGUGAAAAGAUUGUCAAAUUCGAACUUUCAAGUUAUCGCCAAGAAGAUGAGGUGGAGCGAGUGUAGGGUAGCAAUAUUUGCUAUCAGUUUGCUUUCAAAUCUAUGCUUUUCAACGCGAGCUGAUAACAACGUUCAUGUAGGAGCCAUCGUGGACUUUGAUUCUUUGGUGGGGAGAGUGGCCAAAACUGCCAUUGAAUUAGCCGUGGAGGACGUGAAUAAUGAUCCACAACUUCUAAAUGCCAUGCGCCUCCUCCUACAUGUCCGCGAUGCGCAAGGCGAUUCACUCCGCGGUGCCAGCGCCGCUGUUGACCUGCUGAGAGAGGAAGCUGUAGCAAUAAUCGGGCCGCAAACUUCUCAAGUUGCAGAGUUCGUAUCAGAUGUCGGAGAUGCAGGCCAUGUGCCGAUUGUGUCCUUCUCUGCUACGAGUCCUUUGCUUUCCAGCUCCAGAUUUCCAUACUUUGUUCGCAUGGCACGGAGCGAUGCGUCGCAGAUGAAGGCCAUUGCAGCCCUCGUACAGUACUAUGGAUGGAGAAGAAUCGUGGCUGUUUAUCCCAACAAUGAUUUCGGUUUCGGCGCCAUAAACUCUUUAAACGAUGCGCUUACGGACGUGGGAUCCGAAAUAGAAUACAGGUCGUCAAUUUCCCCAAGUGCGACCACGGAGGCCAUAAGGGAGGAGCUCUACAAAUUGAAUAAUAUGCAGUCAAGAGUGUUCGUUGCUCAUAUGAACUCUCGUCUUGGAUUGAAGCUGUUUGCGGAGGCGCAUGCGAUAGGAAUGAUGGGUCCGGGUUAUGUCUGGAUAACAACGGACGGAUUUACGAGUCUUUUGGAUACUCUGCUCAACACUUCCACCUUGGCGUCCAUGGAAGGUAUUGUUGGAGUCAAGACUUACGUUCCGAAUUCUGAGAAGCUCAAGGAUUUCACUAAACGGUGGAAACGGAUUUUUAUAGCUAAAAACGAGGACGAGGAUUAUGCCCAGACGGAACUCAAUCAGUACGGUUUAUUGGCAUACGACAGCGUCCAAAUGGUAGCCGGGGCCAUUACUAAAUUGGCAUCCAGUAAUACCAGCUUUAACUUCCUGAAGCCUUCUAGCCCUCCGCUAGGAGUUGGAAACGUAACGGACUUGACAAGAAUCAGGGUGUUUCAGCAGGGCCAACGGCUGUUGCAACACAUACAUAGAACAAACCUUACAGGGCUAACGGGGGCUGUUAGACUUAGAAAUGGAGAACUAUCAGGGUCUAUUUACGAAAUAGUAAACGUGGUAGGUAAAAGUUACCGUUCGAUUGGUUACUGGACGGAUGAAAAUCAAGUUCUGUCCAGUGUGUUACCGCUGCCUCCAUACAAUAGCGUGGAAAGUCUUAAGGCGGUGAUUUGGCCCGGGGGAGGCACGCAGGUUCCACGAGGUUGGGUGAUACCCACAAUCGGCAAAAGGCUUCAAAUCGGGGUGCCCGUAAAGAAGGGCUUCCAGGAGUUCCUAACAGUCACAUAUGAUAAAAGCCGUAACCGAAGCACUGUCAUGGGCUUCUGUAAGGAUGUAUUUGACGCGGUUCUCAGGCGGCUUGACUAUGCACUACCAUACGAUCUCAUCCCUUAUAUCUCUGAUAACUAUGACAAUCUUGUCUACCAAGUCUACCUAAAUAAAUUGGAUGCGGUGCUGGGCGAUACUACAAUUUUAGCAAAUCGAAGCAAAUUUGUGGAUUUUACACAUCCGUUUACAGAAACUGGCCUGGUAAUGGUGGUGCCCAUUACAACUGAUGGAGGAAAUAAUCCAUGGGCAUUUCUCCUCCCAUUUACUCUCGACUUGUGGUGUGCAACAGGGGCAUUCUUCGUCUUUACCGGAGGGGUGGUGUGGCUUCUUGAGCACGGAGAAAAUGACGUCUUUGGAGGAGAUACCACUACCCAAGUGAUAACUUCUCUAUGGUUUUCAUUCUCGACCCUCUUUUUCUCUCACAGGGAGGCGAUCGUGAGCAAUUUGACUCGAAUUGUCAUUAUAAUCUGGCUCUUUGUAGUUUUGAUAUUGACGUCGAGCUACACAGCAAAUCUCACUUCAAUCCUCACAGUUAAACAAAUAACGCCGACGAUUACAAGUGUAGAAUCUCUCAGAAAUCAAGGAGUUCCCGUAGGCUAUCAACGAGGGUCUUUUGUGCGUGAUUAUCUUCAACAGCACUUCGGCAUAUCGGAAAACAAUAUGAAAUUUUAUUCAACUCGUGAAGAAUAUAAAGAAGCUCUGACAAAGGGUCCAAACAAAGGCGGUGUUGCUGCUAUUUUUGACGAGAUACCAUACAUCCGCCUUUUCUUGUCUCAGCAAUGCGGAUAUACAAUAGUGGGGCCUACCUACAGAACCGGCGGUCUAGGAUUUGUGCUUCCCAAAGGUUCUCCUCUACUCUCAGACAUUUCCAGGGCCGUUUUAUCCCUGUCGGAGGACAAAGAAAUGCAGAAAAUCGAAGCAAUGUAUUUCAAUGACACUUUGUGUGCUAGUCCUGGAGCAACAGUUGAUUCAAACAGGUUGAGCAUUUAUAGUUUUGGGGGGCUGUUUCUAAUUACAGGAACUGUAUCACUAAUAGCUCUAAUGAUAUUUUCCUGCCGCGAAUAUAUAUGGAUACUAAAGUAUUUCUUAAAUAUUCUCCUAUACAAUAUACUUAAUUCCAGCAGUUUCUCUGCUACCCAUAUGGCUGCUCAAAGUGGAAAUUCGCUUAACGGAUCCCCCUCCGUUGUCCCUAUCUAUGGGGAUUCUUCAUAAGCACGAAUUGUGAUUCUCAAAACGCCUAAAGGCGUUUUCAUGCAUACAGUGCUCUGUAUUGUUAUCUUAUUCAAUUUAUUUUACCUGUUG